AAAGGGAUAUCAACUAAAAAGAAAAGAAAACAUAGUGAUUAAAAUAUUCAAAAUUCCACCAAAAUGGCAAUUCUGAUCUCUUUACAUCCUGUCACUAAAUCAAAUUUGGUGACCUGUAUUUCACUUCCAUCUGCCUUUACUUUGGACCUUCACACAACGCGUCAGUCUGGUGUGACGAGUCGCAAUACUGCUGCAUAGAAGACUACACUAAUCAUUGCUAAUUUCUCACCUUGCCAUAGCAAAUUUAUGAGUUUACGAGAAUUACGGACUUGUUGGUCAUCGCACUAAAGAAAAAAUUGUGCCAAAUGUGCCACUAGAAGUCAGAAGAUAAUUAAUACCGUACUUCUCAAUACAUUGUUGUCUCACUGUUGUAGGCAUUUCCCCACAAGAGCGUGAACAGAGAUAGAGUUACCAUACUCUUUUCGUUAUGUCGCAAGCUACAGAUGCAGUUGGAUGUCGUCGCAUCAAAGAUAAAUGAAAUCACAAAAGGUGAAAAGCGAAGCGAAGAAUCUUGUCAGGAAGACCAGACGGCUUUAGAAGGGCAGGGUCAGUUCUAUGACACGGUCAGACAACUGGAUUCGUCGCAAGAUAACAUCAUUCUUUCACCUGAUGGUGAAACGGACCACACGGAGACUCGUACGUAUUCCUCUGCUCUUGAUCAACUGGAUGCCAAGCCAGGUGAAUACGCCGCCCACUUAUUAGACGUUGCACAGGCUCGCACAAUGAAGAAAGAAGAUCUGGCUACUCCAGAAAACAAUGUGCCUGCGCUAAGUCAAAUAGGACAUGAAGACAAAUUGGUGUGUUCAAAUGAUUCUGCUCCGUUGGAUCGUGAAGAGCGCGAAAUGGUUCCUUCUUCAGCUGAGCAAGUUGACCAUGAAGCGGCUGAAUCCAACACCCACAAAAUUAACCUCGGAUUAACUGAAGAGACUUCAUUGACUGAUCUUGAAGAGGGCAACAUCGUGACAUCAACUCUAACAGGGAGUAAUGAGGGGUCGUCUUCAUACUUUGCAGGCAACACGGAAUGUAAUGAGAUUGAUGAAGAGCACUCACUCGAUAGACUAAAAGAUCACGAUACCGGCGUAGUAAAGUAUUCUUCCCCUGGUGAAGGAGAUCUUCAAGGGGAAAGCGAAGUGCUGUCACCUGUUACUCAGGAGGAAUCGCGAAACGAAACUGAGGCCAUUGCAUUUGAGGCUCAAAUGGGUCAGGACAUGGUGGUACCUGCAGAGUCACCUGCAACUGAUGUAGUAUCUCUGGAAUCUCAACUUACUGGAGAAGUUCCUAGUGGGGAUGGAUCGGCGGAAGAAACCUUGCAUGUGAGCGUACCGGAGAUCAUUGUGAGUAGCCCAGUCCCCACAGAUGAUGAAGGUAGCGAUGCAGGGUCUACUUUUGAAGGUGAUGCGAGCGACGUGCAAAGGGAAGUUGAAGACAGUGAGAUGGUGCGGCAGAGCAUUGACGACAAGCAAUCUGGAGUUGAUUCAUCCCGGGAGGUGUCAAGCUCUUGUCAAGAAAACAAAGGUCAUACAUGUGACAUAGAUACAUACACUGAUCAAACGAAAGAAAACACUUCCAUCAAACAGGAAGGUGGCAUCUCUAGAAAAUACCUUGAAAAUAAGCUCUUGCCUUUUAGAAGCACAGCAGACUUCUCGCCUUCUAAAGAGACAAGUAUUAGCGAAAAACCUGGUAAAGAUCCGACAGUUACCGACCAAUCAGGUUGCACUGUGUCCUCGGAAAGCGUGCAUGUACCUAACUUGGGGGAGAGAGCCAGUAGCUUGCUGUCACAGCUCAGGUCAGAAAUCGCCAGUAUGAAGACAGCUCGACUGAGCAAUGCCUCUCCAAUCCAAGCUGCUGCUAGCGAUGACGAUGCUACCGAGAUGUCACAGCAACGUGACACGUCUCAACCAGCACCACAAGAGCGUGACUCAUCUCAACCAGGACCUGUUCCCGCUGUAACGUAUCGUCUUCCAUUGUUCGAAGACGUGGACAGCGCAUGUUCGUCUUUCUCUCUGGAUGACUUUUUGUCCGACCCUGUUACUGAGGAAGCUUUAAAUUCCGCUUCAGAAACUAAUCAUGCACAAGAAGGUGCUGGUGAUUAUUGAUCAGGUCGUGUUUCAUGUUGUUCGUUUGCGAUCUCCUAUCGUAAACUGCUGCUUGUAAGCCCCGCUGCUUACAGGCCCAUCUACCUGUAAGCCAAAAUAUACAUCCGGUUAUAAGGCCCCC
Orbicella faveolata is the source of this 2217-nucleotide messenger RNA. RefSeq lists its product as uncharacterized. Lineage: Eukaryota; Metazoa; Cnidaria; Anthozoa; Scleractinia; Merulinidae. Gene Ontology annotation, molecular function: protein binding. The record is from RefSeq and is a predicted model, not a curated record.